Messenger RNA from Clunio marinus, 255 nucleotides. The record is from the annotation of a GenBank genome assembly. Lineage: Eukaryota; Metazoa; Arthropoda; Insecta; Diptera; Chironomidae.
AUGACACAACAUAUAAAAUUAUCCUACGAUAUCUUACAAAAUGCAGAAUGCCUUCGAAAUACGUUUACACUUCGAGGGAAAGGCGAAGAUGCUUUAGGGACACACAAAAUUACAUUCCUAUUUAAACAGCGAUUUAAAAACAAUCUCAGACAAGACACUUUGAAAAGCACAACUCGCUUCCACUUAAGCAAAUCAUCUACAUUUUCCACACAUUCAGCGAUAUCGCACAUCAGACAUGUUUAUGAUCGCAUUUAA